Molecule: messenger RNA, 705 nt
Organism: Closterium sp. NIES-65
Lineage: Eukaryota; Viridiplantae; Streptophyta; Zygnematophyceae; Desmidiales; Closteriaceae
Source: the annotation of a GenBank genome assembly
AUGGCAGUCCUCGGUGCCGUACACAAUGGCUUCCUCGCGUCGCCCCUCGCCUCCGCACAGCCCGCCGCGACUUCCGGCCAUGGUGGCUCCGGAUCUUUCACGUCCCCACAGCCGUACGGCAUUCGCCUAACCACGGCGCACGUGGCGCCGUCUAAACCGUCCGCACCCACAGCCUCCCCCGCGCCGCCGACUCCCGCCUCCCCCUCCUCCACCUCCGCCUCCGCUUCCGCCUCCCCCGCGGCGCCGCCCUUGCUGUCCGCGGCUCUUUCCGCCGCGGAGGCCGCGGUCAAGGAGCGCGGAGGGGCGUUCCUGUGGGGAUGGGCGGAGAGGGGGCUUGGGGGAGUGGCGGGGUCGCUGGCGCGCGUGUGGGUUUCUGUGGGGGCAGUGGCGGUCGCUGUUGCAGUCUCUGCGGCGGUCCGCUUGCUGCUCUCCCGUUCCCUCCCCGCCGUGCUUCCCGCGCUGCUCGCUGCUGCGACCCUUGCGCUCGCCUCCGCCCUCCUGCCCUCGCAACCUGUCCUCUCCUCGCACACCAUCACCGCUAUUCUCUCGUACGUCCUCUUCGCCUCACUGCAAGGCGCCUUAUCCUCCCAGCCCACAUCACCACUGGUCCUAGGCCUCCCGGCCUUCCUGGGAGCACUCCUAGCAGCACCGGCACUGCUCUACAAUACCGCACAUGCCCACGCUGCCACCUCUGCUGCUGCUUGA